UCACGUGACCGGGCGGCGCUCACGUGACCGCGCUGGCUGCGCGAUGGCUGCGAGGCUGGCGCGGUUUUUGCUGCUGUUCGGGCUCGCCGCGCGCGGGCCGGCGUCCAAGAUGAAGGUGGUGGAGGAGCCCAACACGUUCGGGCUCAACAACCCCUUCCUGCCCCAGACCAGUCGCCUGCAGCCCAAGAGGGAUCCUUCACCCGUGUCUGGGCCUGCGCACCUCUCCCGACUUUCUGGCAAGUGCUUCAGCCUGGUGGAGUCCACGUAUAAGUACGAGUUCUGCCCGUUCCACAACGUGACCCAGCACGAGCAGACCUUCCGCUGGAAUGCUUACAGCGGGAUCCUCGGCAUCUGGCACGAGUGGGAAAUCGCCAACAAUACCUUCAGGGGCAUGUGGAUGAGGGACGGUGACUCCUGCCGCUCGCGCAGCCGGCAGAGCAAGGUGGAGCUUACCUGUGGGAAAAGCAACCGACUGGCUCACGUGUCGGAGCCAAGCACCUGUGUCUACGCGCUGACGUUCGAGACGCCCCUCGUCUGCCACCCCCACUCCUUGUUAGUGUACCCAGCCCUGCCCGCAGCCCUGCAGCAGAGGUGGGACCAGGUGGAGCAGGACCUGGCCGAUGAGCUGAUCACGUCCCAGGGCUACGAGAAGUUGCUCAGGGCACUUUUUGAGGACGCUGGCUACUUGAAGGCCCCCGAAGAAAGUGAGUCUGCACAGCAGGGAGGCGGUGCCCAGAGCCUGGUGUUUGAGACCCUGGAGAGCUGCAAUAAGGCACAUAAAGAACUGUCCAAGGAGAUUAAAAGACUUAAAAGUGUGCUGACCCAGCAUGGCAUCCCCUACACCAAGCCUGCAGAAACUUCCACCUCGGCGCACUUGGGCUCCAAGACACCCAUAGACAGGGCAGCAGAGCAGCUACGAGGUGACCCAGGAUUGCGUGGGAACACCUUGUGACCUGGGACUGCGGCGUCGUACACCAGGCCGGGACCACGGGGCAAAGCGCGCAGCCCCGGAAACGGACACUACAGGCAGAGGACGCGCGGCCUCUGUGCCUUCGCGCUAGCAGCUCUCAGGCUUGUGCUCAAAGAUGCAGGCAAAUAAAGAUUCAAAGUUUUAAUUAAUUCCCAUACUGAUAAAAAUAAUUCCAUGAAUUCUGUAAACCAUUGCAUAAAUGCUAUAGUGUAAAAAAAUUUAAACAAGUGUUACCAACUUUAAACAGUUCACUACAAGUAAAUGAUUAUGCAUUAUAAAUACUA
This is a messenger RNA of Rhinolophus ferrumequinum (greater horseshoe bat), 1254 nucleotides long. It is a transcript of the gene GNPTG, whose product is annotated as N-acetylglucosamine-1-phosphate transferase subunit gamma. The record is from RefSeq and is a predicted model, not a curated record. The coding region runs from base 44 to 952 and encodes 302 amino acids. Gene Ontology annotation, cellular component: Golgi apparatus. NCBI's taxonomy places the organism in Eukaryota, Metazoa, Chordata, Mammalia, Chiroptera, Rhinolophidae. The transcript has 11 exons.